This is a messenger RNA of Bemisia tabaci, 1497 nucleotides long. RefSeq names its product mediator complex subunit 4 (gene MED4). Gene Ontology annotation, biological process: regulation of transcription by RNA polymerase II. NCBI's taxonomy places the organism in Eukaryota, Metazoa, Arthropoda, Insecta, Hemiptera, Aleyrodidae. Gene Ontology annotation, cellular component: core mediator complex; mediator complex. Gene Ontology annotation, molecular function: transcription coregulator activity. The record is from RefSeq and is a predicted model, not a curated record.
AGUUCUUCAAUUUUCUUGAGUUCCUCCGGUCCCUCAAUAUUUUCUAAAAUUUUUUUAAAAUUUCUUUUUAUUUAGUAAUUAUUUUGCCAAUGAAACCCUCCUUUUAUUUUAAACUGUAAUAUCUCAUCACCAAAGAGUACGUUUGAAAAUUUCACUUCUCUUAACAUUCCAAACCUUUGAUGCGAUGGCUUCCAAUUUAAGCACGAGAGACAAGCUUCUUCUACUCAUCGACGAUAUCGAGGCAGUAGCAAAGGAGCUAAUUGAGAAAACUGACUCUAUGAAACAGCAGAAAUUAAAUGGACCCGAACAUAUCCUUCUCACCGAACUUCUGGUUGCCAAAGACAAGGAAUUGAAAGAAACUCUAAAAUUAGCAGAGGAACAAGCGCAAAUAAACAACAGAACAGAAUUGCUGCAGGCAGUUGUAGACAAGCAGGAUGAUUACAUUCAACAGCUGCAGAGACUACUCAAGGAAGCGGAACAAAUCCUUGCAACAGCUUUGUAUCAAGCAAAGCAGAAGCUACAAUCCAUUCAUCGAGCGAGUAAUCGACCAGUCGCAUCUGAAGAACUUAUCAAAUAUGCUCAUCGAAUCAGUGCUUCCAAUGCUGUUUGUGCUCCCUUGACCUGGCAACCUGGUGAUCCUCGGAGACCUUACCCAACAGAUAUAGAAAUGCGAAUGGGAUUCUUAGGACGCCUGAGUGAUCUUCCAAUCAAUAGUCAGAUGCUUCAACAAGGAAACCUGGGAGAUAUUCAUCGAUCAGGUCACCAAGCAGAGCCUCCGGCAUCACAACAAAACCAGUUUUCAUGGCAGCCUAGCGGGGAAAUGCAUGCUGCUAUUGCUGGUCAACAAAUUGCUGUUAUGGAGUCAAGGAAUCACAGUAAAGACAAUGAAGACGUGGAAGUGAUGUCUACAGAUAGUAGCAGCAGCUCUUCAAGCGACUCUCAGUGAAAUCUCUCUGCACAAACUUUAACAAAGAAAUCUCUACUAGUUCAGGAGAGCUGUAAGUCUCUGCAAGUGCAGUCCCAUGUAGGUGUUGUAAGUCUCAGAAUGUAACCAGUCAGAAGAAAAGAGCCUUCAACAUUUAAAAAAUUGAUAAAUGAUCGGUUGAAACAUUCGCUUUGACUCCCACGGAAUUCAAGAUCCAAAAUUAAUCCAUGCCAUAGAGGGUUGCGAGGAUAGGAACUAAACUGAAGAAAAAAGUUCGGUCCAUUCAAAAUUUGGAAAAUUGUUAACGCCUGUCAAACAAUUUUCUUAUUAGAAACUUUACUGUCAUCUCCAGGAUAGGGUAUUGUGUCAACAUUUCUUUGAGUGUUCUGUACCUAGUAUUUUAGGUUUCAACUUCCGUUAAAAGAACAAAAUGAUCAUUUUUGGUCCAAAUCAUAAAGUUUAGAAACUCUCACUCUGCCGUUGUCACUAGAGUCCCUUUAUACCCAGAGUUAAGACAACUCACUUUUGGUUGGGCCAGGGUUGGGCUGAAAGUGGCCUAAAAAAAAAUCCAA